UACACGGAAGCUUUACCGUGCUACUCUCAAACGAAUUCUCCACUCAGGGGCAUUUAAUAAGACUUUAAUAUGGCCAAAUAAUAGAAAUAUGAUAGUUAUGUCAGAUGACACAAUGGAGAUUGGAAAGCAAACUCGUCUGUCACGUCCACACAGAUUAAGUGAAUCUUCAAAGGUGUAUCGAUGGGCAGACCAAGCUAACAACCUCCUGCAAGGCUUAAAUGAGCAACGACAGCAUGGUCAAAUGUGUGAUGUGGUACUGGUAGCUGAUGACCAGCGGAUUCCUGCACAUCGGGCUCUACUCGCUGUAUCCAGUCCUUACUUCCAGGCCAUGUUCACCCUGGGCAUGCGGGAGGAACACGAGUCUGAAAUAGAGCUAGUAGGAGCCUCCUAUGUUGGCGUUAAAGCCGUAAUAGACUUCCUAUACAGCGGCAAUUUACCUCUCGACGGAGGAAACAUCGAUUACGUCCUGGAAACAGCUCACCUUCUGCAAGUGUGGCAAGCUGUGGAUUUCUGUUGUCAGUAUUUAGAAAAAGAGGUACGUGAAGACAACUACCUGUACCUUCAAGAACUCGCCUUGCUAUACAGUCUAGAUCGGCUGGAUGCCUUCAUAGACAGAUUUAUUUUGAAACAUUUCAGCACACUUUCCAUCACUUCCGAGUUCCUCCAGGAUGUGCGGAUGUUCAAGCUUUGUGCUUACCUUUCCAGCGAACAAGUGCAAUGCCUAAACGAGGAAACUCUUUUUGAGGUUGCCUUUAAGUGGUUGAAACAAAAACCUGAACGUCUUGAAUUCGCCCUUCAGCUCCUUUCCAACAUUCGUUUCGCUCUCAUCCCGUUUUAUUUACUAAAAUAUUAUGUUUUGCCUAACGUACAUUCCCUGCUGCCUCUGGACACAAGCUGCAAGGUGUUAGUUGAGGAAGCAAUAGACUACCACAGGAAGCUCAGCGCUCAGCCUGUAAUGCAGACACAGCGAACAGGCCUUCGUGGAGGUGUGGAGUGUCUGCUGCUGCUGGGAGGAGAAGUGUCCGAGCGUGGAGAAGGUUUGAGUGCUGAGGUUUGCUGGCUGGAUGAAGAAGCAGGGAAGUGGGUUGAGGAGACUAAGAUGCCAGCGCCAAGGAGUCAGCAUUGUGUGGCGGUUUUGGGUGGAUUCAUUUUCACAGCCGGUGGGAGCUGCUCACCGGACAACGGGGGAGAUUCUGCAAGUGACAUGCUGUAUCGGUACGAUCCCCGGAGAUGCCAUUGGAUCAAGGGUGCUCCUAUGAACCAACGGCGUGUGGAUUUCUAUCUAGGAACCAUGGGAGAGUGUCUUAUUGCUGUCGGGGGACGCAAUGAUAGCGGACCUUUGUCUUCUGUCGAAGUGUAUCAUCCUGCUGAUGACCACUGGACCUACGUUGCAGAAUUACCCAAAUUCACAUAUGGUCAUGCAGGCACCAUCCACAAGGGCAUCGUCUACAUUUCAGGGGGUCAUGAUUACCAGAUCGGUCCAUACAGACAUGACAUGCUAAGUUAUGACCCUAAAACUGCAGAUGCAUGGAAUGAGUGCCAGGCCAUGAUCUUGGCACGAGGCUGGCACUCAAUGGCAUCUCUAGAGGACAGAAUUUAUGCCAUUGGGGGUAGUGAUGACCAUGAGGACAGCAUGGAGCGUUUUGAUGUGUUAGAGGUGGAAGCGUUUGACCCGCAGACCAAUCAGUGGACUAUGAUUGCUCCUCUCAGGUAUGCUAGCAGUGAGGCUGGUUUAGCAGUGCUGAAUAGAAAGAUCUAUGUUUUGGGAGGUUAUAGCUGGGAGGCCAUGGACUUUUCACAGGGCACUCAAGUGUUUGAUCCAGACAAGGAACAGUGGACUUUGGGUCCAAAUCUGCCAAAGCAUAUUGCUGGACCUUCGUGUGUGUGUCUUAUAAAACCUGAGCUAAUCGAUAGUAUAGACACUGAGUGAGACAAACAUAGCUCCAAUCAGGAGCAACAUAAGUGAUUGACUGGGUGUCUUCUUCUAAAGAACUAAACUAUUAAAACUUGGGUUGUCAAGACAAAAUCGAUUGGAUGCUUCUCAGAGCCUUUAAAAAAAGGUCAGAAGACAAUACUGUGCUGUCAGGCCUUGAAUAGAAGCAUAAACUAACUUUGUAGGUUUUCUUACAGUUUUUUUUUUUUAAAGAUGUCUUUGAUGUUUGAUUUGCAUUUAAAACAUCGUUUAUUCAAAAAAGAAAUCUGGUUAAAGGAUAUCAGCAGUUUGGAGAGUCAAGAAGCAUAUACAGGCAAAACAAAAUUAAUAUGUGUGGGUUCUGAUGAUACAUUGAGAUAAUAUAAAGUGAAAUGGUCAAGAAACUCAACAAUAUUUACAACAUUACCUGUACACUGCAGCCUUAACAAACAGCCCUGAGCAUGUUCACAGUUCAUGAAACGCUUGAACUGUUUCAGGUAAUAAUCUUCUUUAAAGAGUAAAGAAAACCUUUAGGCGAAGUCUACCUCAGAGAUUUUUUGUUAAAAUACAACUUAAGUGUGCAUGGAAAGCUGUGAGCAGAAGGUUGGGGAGUGGGUGUGGUGGAGCAAAGCAGGGGAGAAAGAGGAGAGGGUAACCGUCAUCUGCCAGUGGCCCAUACUGACUCUGACUCGUGAGGAAAUGCUAAAUUUUUAUAUUUAAAGAAUACUUAUUUUAACAUUUAGACAGACAUUAAGCAGAUUUGAAGGGACAGAAGUGUCCUUGGCCACUUGAGUGUUUGAAAGUUGGGUCUCAGUGUUUGAAUGCCGUGUCAAUUUACUGACUGAUCUGCUGAUAGACGUGGCUUUCAAAUACUCUACUGUCUGCCUGCAUCCCUUGUAAACCUGUGAUCAUUAGAGCCCAUCACUUUAGAGUCAUAUCAAUCAAUCAGCAGUGUUUAAUAAUCCUCUCAGCAGCGCUCAAAAUGCAAGUGGGAAGUGCUGUAAUCAGUACAUAUUUUUAAAUUUAGUACAUGCUCAAAGAGUUUGCCACAUCUGACAACACGGCCCAACCUCCACCAUGACCCAUCAUGAAUGCCUAAUUACUGUCUGUUUGGUCUUGCAACUUGACCAAACAUUUCUUCUCACAGGAUAACAAAACUCAGUCUAAUGUCAUCAUACAGUGUACUCGAGUAUGUCCUAUGCUAAAUCACCAGAAAUGACACGGGCCCAAUAUAAAUUUCAAACACAGAAGAUGAAAAUAUGAGGGAAAGCUGAAAUUUAGCUAGUUAUUCCCUACAAUUAAAGCUAACAGAUGCUAAUGUUGUCUUAAAUGUUCAAGACACACAAAUCUGUGCAUUUAGUCCAGAGGUUCAUGAACCUUUAAUGUUCUAAUGGAAAAUAAGUUCAUCUUUAAUGACCAGAGAAUGAGCAAAUAAUAGCACAUUUAAAUCAGCUAACAAUCCCAUUAACAACAAUACCAGUCAGAUUUUUAAUUAUUAAUUUGUUUUAUUUUUACUUUUAACAGGCAAGGACAAUGAUGAUGUACAAUAUAAUGUUACAAAAGAUUUCUUAUCAAAGUUUAGCUGUCCUAGUUGUCCUGAAAAAAAGUAUCGGUGUUCGCAACAAUAGUAAUUAGUGCAACUGUUUCAGCAUUCAUCAUUGUUUCUUAAGAACCAAAUCAGCAUAUUAAAAAGGUUUCUAUAAAACUCACCACAUUAAUAAAUUACAUUUUAAAAUACAUUUAAAGUAUUAUUUUUACAUUUCUGUUAUUUCAAACAGUAUUUCACUGAUCAUUAACAUUUGAAUGUUAUUGUAUACCUUAAUGCUUAUCGUGUGAAUCUAAUAUGCUGCAUUUUAUAGCAAUGCAUUAAAAUCUCUUCCAGAA
Messenger RNA from Danio rerio (zebrafish), 3796 nucleotides. Lineage: Eukaryota; Metazoa; Chordata; Actinopteri; Cypriniformes; Danionidae. The record is from RefSeq and is a predicted model, not a curated record.